UGCAUCCAUUUCUCCAUCACUCCAGCGCCUGCAAGAUUGAUUUUCACUCUCCAAUCUCCACAAACCUCAACCUCGUGUCAUCAUGUCUGAAGUCCAGAAGGCCAUGGGCCACCUCAUCAACGCCUUUCAUAGAUACUCUAAAAAAGAGGGGGACGAACUCUUCCUGAGUAAGGGUGAGCUGAAAGAGCUGCUUGAGAAUGAGCUCAAAGAAAUGCUGGGGAAUUCCGCUGACAAGACCGCAAUAGAUCGCAUCUUCAACGACCUGGACCAUAACAAGGACAACAAAGUGGACUUUGCGGAGUAUACGGCCAUGGUGUGCAGCCUCACGCAGAUGUGCCACGAGUUCUUCACGAGCAAGAAGAAAUAGGGACCAGAGCGCCACCUGGAGGCCAACACAGAGAGGUGCCUUUCUGUGAAAAAAGUUUCUCUAGCUAGCUGUUCUGAAAAAAGAAUAAAUAUUUACUACUGCUUGAAGGCACUAACGGAAAAAAUGUAUGUCAAAAUGCAAAAUGAAAUAAAUGUUUCUUUUUCUUCUUUGGAAA
Molecule: messenger RNA, 542 nt
Organism: Paralichthys olivaceus (Japanese flounder)
Lineage: Eukaryota; Metazoa; Chordata; Actinopteri; Pleuronectiformes; Paralichthyidae
Product: ictacalcin-like
Cellular component (GO): cytoplasm
Molecular function (GO): calcium ion binding; calcium-dependent protein binding; transition metal ion binding
Source: RefSeq, a predicted model, not a curated record